AUGCGUCGCGUCAAGAAAUCCCGAAACGGAUGUGCGAGAUGCAAGAGCAAGCGAGUAAAAUGCGGGGAAGAAAAGCCCCAUUGCAGUCGCUGUACUCGCUUGGGCGUGAAAUGCCCCGGAUACGUUCAAGCGCUGCGCUGGGUCACCAACAACUCGUCCACGGAAGAUGCCGGAAUAGAGUCGACUGCUGAGAAUGACCCUAUUCAAUUUGACGGCCAUCUCGAAAAAUCGCCCAGGAAGCCCAAUCAGGGUUCUCGCCUCCAGUCACAUCCUGAUUCCGAGAACUAUCUGAAUCCGCAAACCCGGUCGCCCCUGGCUCCGGAUGACAGUACGCUCCCAGAUAGCCUGGUAGACGAUGAUCCAAAUGCACUGUGUGAUGACCUAUGGGAUCUCCAGCAGCCCGGAACCCUGCCAGAGCUAGCUGAUCUAUGUCCUGCGUCGCCGACAACUGCAAUGUCCGCUGGGGAUCACCAGCCACCUGAUACAUCUGCCAUCGAGUUCGGCUCACCAGCAAGCCUAGGGUCAGAUCCCUGGGCUUUCUUUUCGUUGGCCGCUCCAGCGCUCCAGAAUCAAUCCAAGGGCUUCCCGGGCUUCGACCCAUCGUCGAUUGUCCGCCAGUAUCCUCCACCGUCUGGUGGUGGCUCCCCUGUGCGACCGGCGCCGCGGGAUUUCACGUCAAUACCCCAGCCCUUGAACAACCCAUCCUGGACUCUAAUAGAGUAUUACUUCAAGGAAGUUGCAGCCCUAUUUUCUAGCUAUGACAGCCAGAUGAACCCUUUUCGUACUACCGUCUCCCGUCUUUGGGGGUCCUCGCUUGCUAUGUGCCGCACCAUGCAGAGCAUGGCAGCGGCUACCCUUGUCAACGAUUUUCCACAGUUCGGCCCCAUGGGCAAAAAGAUGCGCAAUGAGGCCAUCGAGAUCAUUAGCAACGAGACGUCUAUGGAUGAUAAGUCCCUCCUUGCUUUGCUCAUGCUCGGCCAAACCGCCAGUUGGCAUGAUCCUAAAGACCUGGGCAUUUCCUAUUUCAACCUCCUACGGAGACAUCUUGAUGCCGCCAUUUUAGCUAAGGCCACCAACCCAACAAACCGUGGCAACAAUUACCAAUUCUUUGAAGAGGCUCUCGUCUACUGGGAGAUGCUUCUCUCCUUCGUUGCCGAUGAUUCUGCUGUCAUCCAAGCUGCCCCAACCUCAUCCAACACCGCCGAAUCCCUUGUCUUACAGCGGGUUCCCCAUCCUUGGACUGGCAUCGCCCGCGACACCCAAUACACCGUCCAAGAAGCCGGUCGCCUCGUAAGAGCUGAGCGUAGACGUAUUCGAGCCCGUAAAUUUACCUCCCAGGCGGACAUUGCGGAAGCUCAAAUCGCACUCGAAAAGGGCCGCGUGCUCGAGGAACGACUUCUCUCCCUAGCCCAUCCUACAGAAGCAGAAAUUGUCUCCCCAGGCGAUGAUGAAACCCCCGUUUGGCACCUUCUGACCAUGGCUGAGGUCUACCGCUGCACAGGUCUUCUACAACUAUACCGUGCAUUUCCCGACCUCCUCCAACGCCGACUUCCCACCCAACAAUACCAGCACCAUUCACCCACCCAGCAGCAGGAGCAGCAGGAGCAGCAUACAACAUCAACACCCCAUGAACCAUUCCACCCCUCCCUCGACACCACCAACUCCAACACCUGGUUCAACGACCCCUAUCUCCCUGACCCAACAACCCAACAACAAACAACCGCUCCAGCAGACUCCAAUCCUUCCUACCACGAUAGCUGGCUCACCGAAUUCGCCCUAACAACACUAUCCCGCCUGAAAACCAUCCCUCUUGAAUCUCGCACCCGCUGCCUCCAACCCCUCCUCCUCGUCGCCUCCAGCAGCGAACUCCGCUUACCUCCCACGCCAUCAGACCCCCUAGCACUCUCUGCAAACGGGAAUGGGCCCUGCAUCUCCUCGCACGCGCUCGAAGUCGCGCGCACCCGCCGCUUUAUUCUCGGCCGGUUGACUUCGUUUCUGCACGUGCUGCCUCCGAAGCCGAUUAGUGUGUGUCUGGAGUUGGUGAAUGAGGUGUGGAAGAGGAUGGACGGCGGCGAUCCCGAUGUCUAUUGGAUGGAUGUCAUGAUUGAGAAGGGGUGGGAGACGACGAUGGGGUAG
Aspergillus versicolor CBS 583.65 is the source of this 2136-nucleotide messenger RNA. RefSeq lists its product as uncharacterized. The transcript has 2 exons. Gene Ontology annotation, cellular component: nucleus. Lineage: Eukaryota; Fungi; Ascomycota; Eurotiomycetes; Eurotiales; Aspergillaceae. Gene Ontology annotation, biological process: positive regulation of transcription by RNA polymerase II. The coding region runs from base 1 to 2136 and encodes 711 amino acids. Gene Ontology annotation, molecular function: zinc ion binding; DNA-binding transcription factor activity, RNA polymerase II-specific; transcription cis-regulatory region binding. The record is from RefSeq and is a predicted model, not a curated record.